UCUAUCUUCAACCUGCCAGUCUCACGCAUAUAGAUCAGCCAUAGUCUCACCUACCGGCGGCGGCGUUUGAAGUAAUGGCAGGACGUGGAAAGACUCUUGGCUCAUCCGCCGCGAAGAAGGCUGUAUCCCGAAGCAGCAAGGCGGGCCUCCAGUUCCCCGUCGGCCGUAUCGCUCGGUUCCUCAAGGCCGGAAAAUACGCAGAGCGAGUUGGUGCCGGAGCUCCGGUGUAUCUCGCUGCCGUCCUUGAAUACCUUGCGGCGGAGGUACUUGAAUUGGCUGGAAAUGCGGCGAGGGACAACAAAAAGACGAGGAUCGUGCCAAGGCACAUCCAAUUGGCAGUGAGGAACGACGAGGAGUUGAGCAAACUGCUUGGAGAUGUGACGAUUGCCAAUGGCGGUGUUAUGCCUAACAUUCACAACCUUCUUCUUCCCAAGAAGGCCGCUGGCAAGGCAACCGAAGAAGACUAGAUAAAGAAGGCUAGAUAAAUGCAAACAGAUAAGGAGCGUUUUGGAGUUGGUUCUGUUCUCAUUUGUUUCCAGAUAGCAUUCUCUUGUUCUCUUAGUAGAUUGGGUUCAGUAGGUUAGGUUGCUUUAGCUAUAUGUUCCCCAUCGUCUCUACUUCCCCUUUCUUAAAUCAUGUUUGUAUAAAUCUAAGGAUGAUUUGAAAGCAAUGGUUUGUCUUCAUUUCCGCACCUUUAAUUUAAAACAAAAAAGACCAACAUUCCUGUAAUUCACAUGUUGUUCUUCUACACUUUUAACUUCUGAAUUUGGAACUCUUCUGGUUUUGACUUGUUUUAUAAUCUCAGUAAGCUCUAAAAUUUAUGCAAUUUGAGGGUUACGAUAUUAGUUUUUUUUAUGAAUUGAUGCAAUCGAUUUCUUUUACUGAAUCGCAAUCUUUCAAAACCCUUCACCAAAACAUAUCUUGUUCCCGAUUUGAUCUACACACAUAUUAAGGAAAUAAAUUUAUCAGGGGUUAAAUUUUAUUGUUUUGACACUGUUUGACAUUGUUUCGACAAUGUUUGAUACUAUUUCGACACUGUUUGACAUUGUUUCGACAUUAUUUGAUACUGUUUGAUACUGUUUCGACACUGAUUGACAUUGUUUUGCACUGUUUGACCUUGUUUUGAUGUAUGAUAACCUUCCAUUUAGGGAAAAGAGAACUUUCGAACGGGAACAUUCCAGCGGGACGGAGGGAGUAGUAUAUUUUGCAAUAAAAAUACUCCCUCUACCUCCCUAUUGAUUCC
Messenger RNA from Cuscuta europaea, 1243 nucleotides. The record is from the annotation of a GenBank genome assembly. NCBI's taxonomy places the organism in Eukaryota, Viridiplantae, Streptophyta, Magnoliopsida, Solanales, Convolvulaceae.